This is a messenger RNA of Cuscuta campestris, 1308 nucleotides long. The record is from the annotation of a GenBank genome assembly. NCBI's taxonomy places the organism in Eukaryota, Viridiplantae, Streptophyta, Magnoliopsida, Solanales, Convolvulaceae.
GACACAAAAUGUUAGUGCAAAUUUUUAUUAACGCAGCAACAUUUUGUGUUAGUGUGAAUGAUAAAAAUAUUAUUAUACUACGUAUAUUUUUUGUGUAACUUUGGGGUACACUUUUUGGUGUAAGUGUAGCAUGGUUCUUAUAUACUCCGUAUAUUCACCACACCCUAUUUAAACCCCCCUCUUUCAUUCUUCCCAUGAUAAUAGUCACACUCUUUCUUUCUCUCUCUCUCUCUCUCUCUCUUCAAAGUUAUGGUGCAAAUGUCUAAGCCAAUUGUAGAAAGUUUUUCAGACAUAAAGCCCAGCAAGAACCCUAAUAACCAUAUUAGCAUUAAUGAUGUUAUACCAGUGGUAGACCUAAUGGAGCCCGAAGAGGCAAAACACCUCAUAGUAAAGGCAUGUGAGGAGGUUGGGUUCUUUAAGGUUGUCAACCAUGGUGUCCCCAUUGAAGCCAUUGACAAGCUGGAAGCUGAGGCUUUGAGAUUCUUUGGCUUGCCCCAACAUGAAAAAGACCAAGUUGCCCCUGCAAACCCCUAUGGCUAUGGCUGUAAGAAGAUCGGCAACAAUGGUGAUGUGGGUUUGGUUGAGUACCUUCUCCUCGCUGCCAACCCGGAACUCAUGGUCUCUCAGCGGAGCUCCAUCGCCAUUCCCGGCGAUUCUCAACUCUUUUGGAAUGCCGUGUCCGAGAAUGUUGGAGCAGUGAGAGAAAUGGCAUGCAAAGUGCUGGAAAUGAUAGCCCAAGGGUUGAAGAUGGAGGAGAAGAAUGGACUGAGCAAGCUAAUAAGUGAUGAGAAGAGUGAUUCUUUCUUCAGGCUAAACCACUACCCGCCGUGCCCGAAUCUUAUUAACGAAGCGGCUCAUCAUCGGGUGGGUGAGUUGAGGAUAGGGUUCGGAGAGCACACCGACCCGCAACUCAUAUCCGCGAUAAGAUCCAACGACACGACCGGGUUGCAAAUCUGUCUGAGAGACGGUACUUGGGUUUCUGUCCCUCCUGACCCCUCCUCCUUCUUCAUUAACGUCGGCGACGUCCUCCAGGCGAUGAGCAACGGGAGGUUUAGGAGUGUAAGGCACAGGGUGGUGGCUGACAGCUGGAAGGCUAGGGUGUCCAUGAUCUACUUUGGAGGCCCCCCUUUGAAUGAAAAGAUUGCCCCUUUGCCUUGUUUCAUGGCUCUAGGGGAAGAACGCCUGUACCAUGACUUCACAUGGUGCCAAUACAAGAACUCUGCUUACAUGACUACCCUCGGUGAAAACAGACUCUUUCAUUUCCAACAUUAAUUCACUUUUCUUUUCCUACCUAUGCCUACCUACCUA